This is a messenger RNA of Plodia interpunctella (Indianmeal moth), 498 nucleotides long. RefSeq names its product Diphthamide biosynthesis 3 (gene Dph3). Lineage: Eukaryota; Metazoa; Arthropoda; Insecta; Lepidoptera; Pyralidae. The record is from RefSeq and is a predicted model, not a curated record. Bases 104 to 355 code for a protein of 83 amino acids. The transcript has 3 exons.
GAAAAAAAAACACUCCUAACCCAAAACAUUGUUGUGGUUGUGUAGCACAUUUUUGUAAUGUGUUUUUCCUAUUAGAAAUUUUCACCGAGGAAAAUUCUUUGAAAUGACGAUAUUCCAUGAUGAGAUUGAAAUCGAAGACUUUGAAUAUGACGAUGAAGAGGAAAUGUACUACUACCCUUGUCCUUGUGGGGAUAGAUUCCAAAUAAGUAAGGAAGAGUUGAUUGCGGGAGAAGAAGUAGCUACAUGUCCCAGUUGUUCGCUGGUGGUUAAAGUUAUAUACGACUUGGAGAAAUUCAAAGCAGAAUCUGAAGAAAUCCAGAAAGAGGAUGGUGACAAGGAAACUGUUAAGGCCUAGUGAUCGUGUCUCUAUGAGGAAAAGGUUGCUUUGGUGGAGCCAUGUGGCUGCUAGGCUCUUUGUGAAAGAGUUGGGGUGCUUCAAGAGUGGUGUGAUGACCUGUGAUGAUUUUGUGAUACCUAUAAAAUAAAAUAUUAAACUAA